GUUUUCAGGCAGCGUUUGGUUGCUCCAUUUAUGACACAAUGAAGUAGGUAAACACGUAACGUUAGGUGUAUUUGCUCGAUCGAUAUCAUGCUACGAAGACUCGUCGAAAUCCAGAAACGCAACAAUGUGAAACAGCUAAAAGUCGGUUCGUGCUCAUUGGAAAUGGCACAUGCCUCGUAUAAAAGGCUAUGUGGGAGGGUUAUGGUGAGCUGGUGGGAUCCGCGUAGCGUCGCUGCUAUAUAGAUCUGCAUUUAUAACUCCGGCUCACCAGGGAGCAGGGAUAUAUCACACACGAAUGAAACCGCGCAAACCUUCUUUAAAGCUUGACAGUUUCACUAUCGCAAGAGAAACAAGACAUCCAUUCCGCUCUUGACAUUUUCCUCUAUUUGGAAAGCUUCUUAAAUAACACAGCUUCCGCGUGAAGACUAGGACAGGGUUGAUAACGACCAAAAUUACAAGAUUCAGCGCACGAAUGAAUAAAACUCGAACCUCUAGUUCUCCGUUUGUGGUAACCUGAAGCUGGGAAACCGGAAUGGACUCAGCGAAGAGCUAAUGUUUGGAGUGGAUUUAGUUCAUUAAAAUUUGGUUCUGAGGUGUUCAGAAGGUACGGUAUCACGCCUCGAAUAUUAGUUUUGGACGCUGGAUGUGUGUUUGAAAAGUCCGUGGAAAUGGGGGAGCAGCCAAUCUUUACCACACGUGCUCACAUAUUCCAGAUUGACCCCACCACCAAGAAGAACUGGGUCUCUGCCAGCAAACAGGCCGUCACUGUCUCAUACUUCUACGACAGCACGCGCAACAGCUACCGCAUCAUCAGUGUGGAUGGCUCCAAGGUGAUCAUCAACAGCAUGAUCACACCCAACAUGACCUUUACGAAGACCUCUCAGAAGUUUGGCCAGUGGGCCGACAGCCGGGCCAACACAGUUUUUGGCCUUGGGUUUGCUUCCGAGCAGCAGCUCUCCAAGUUUGCAGAAAAAUUCCAGGAAAUCAAAGAGGCAGCAAAAGUAGCAAGGGACAAAUCUCAAGAAAAGAUGGAAACUUCCAGCAGUCAUUCCCAGGAGUCUGGGUGUGAGACCCCAUCCUCCACAUUACCCUCCAGCAUUAAUGGCACAGACGAUGAGAAGAUCUCUCACGUGGGGCCAGCUGACUCAUUGCUCAAGAGCGAAAAUGAAUGGCUCAAGACUGUUGUGGAGCAAAGCAACACAAAUGUCAAAAAGUGGGAGACAGAGCUGCAGACCCUGAGAGAAAGCAACGCCCAUCUGGAGGAUGCCCUGGCGGAAUCUAACGCCUGUGUGGAAACAUGGAAGAAGCAACUAGCCACCAGCAAGGAGGAGAAUGCCCAGCUAAAAGACAAGAUCACAGAGCUGGAGGCUAAGUGUAAUGAGGCCACUCAGGAGAAGGAGAAGAACAAGAACCUGGCGGUUCAAAAGCAGACACUGGAAAAUGAGCUACAGGAGAAGGAGCAGGAGCUGGAGAACCUAAGAAAGCAGGCAGAGAUUAUCCCUGAGCUCAUGAGGGAGUGUGAGAACAUCACCCAGAAACUACAGGCUGCAGAGAUAAAGAACGAAGCAGUAGAAUCCCAAAUCGAGAUGCUGCAGAACAACAUCACAGAGAGCCACCAGAAACAAGGGCACCUGAAGGAUGAGCUUAAGAGUUUGUUGGAUAUCCUGGACGGGAAGCUCAAUGAGCUGCAGGAGUUCAGACAACAGCUGUCCAAACUGGAAGGGGACAACUAGGAGCAUGGUCAGGGAGAAGGUAAACUUGGUGUGAGAGCACAUGAGGGGACAGCCUUUUUAACUUCCACAGGUGGGACUUUAAGAGGAUAUUUUGAAAUGCCUAAUUAAUCAAAUGUGCUGCAGGGCAACAGAGCAGAAUAAUCUGUCACAAAGAAAUGGUGAAAAGGGAAAAGUGAAUCUUUUGAAGGCUUCCCUCAGUGGAUUCAUGCUGAUCUCACGUCAGUCGGCAGAGUUUGUUUUCCCUGAUAUGCACAUACUAGCACUGCACAGUGUCACAAAGUGCCUCAAUACAGAGUCCUCCUGGUCCAAAAGGAAGGCUCAGAUCUCUGUGAGUGUACUCUCUUUUUACAGCCCUAACAGGAGAGUUGAAGGUGAAUCUUAUUAUUACUGCUUUGGGCUAUCUGUAUACAUGCACAAAUAUUUAAGGAGGCCAUUAUUUGCUUUAUGUUUCCUACAUGUGAAACACAUCCAGGGUACUCAGAGGCGGUACUGGUUCAGGUAGAUAAAACACUGCAACAGUGAUAAUGUUUCAACAUUUGAGGGUAAAUUAGAAAAGGAUAUUCAAUCCAACAAAACUCUGAAUGCAACGUGAGCAUUGCAGUCAUGCUAGUCUUGAAAAUGUAAGGACAACAUGAAGAGUCUGUCCGUGGUAAAGGUGAGAGGUGGAUUUUGGGAAUAAUUGACUGGUGUUUUGAAUACACAGUUUGCAAAAUUGUAUGUGCAUUUGAAUUAAAGGCCUUUUUUACAAGGAGGUCUGAUUAACCAUGAGCGCUGUGCCUGUAUGCUGUGGUCCAUGUAUGAGUACUCAAUUUGGGUGGAUUUUUGCAUGUUUGAUGUAGAUUUUUGUGUAUUGUCAAAGCACAUCUAUGAGCCAGUGGCUGACAAUAUGCACACAUGACUUGAUCUUUUGCCGGAUGCCAAGAAACUGGAGAUGAGGGGACUAGAUGCUCAGAUUCUGGACCCAGGUACUGUGGAUCUUCAGCACGAGCUGAUGAAAUUUCUAGUUCCAAACACAUCUGGGUCCUGAUGCUUGGAGAGACCCAUGUCUUGUCUAGCAGUUACACCAUAUCAUAUUGACGGCUUGAUUGAUGUAUGUCCUCUGGGAGUGCCAUUUAAUAAUUCUGGGAAGGGUUAUUAUACACUGUUUUUCGUUGACAAAGGGAAGCUGUGACGUUUGUCUGCGCUUUUUAAUUGUGACUCAGCACUAUACUUGAAGGUUGUCA
Megalops cyprinoides (Indo-Pacific tarpon) is the source of this 2956-nucleotide messenger RNA. RefSeq names its product homer protein homolog 2-like. NCBI's taxonomy places the organism in Eukaryota, Metazoa, Chordata, Actinopteri, Elopiformes, Megalopidae. Bases 669 to 1733 code for a protein of 354 amino acids. Gene Ontology annotation, molecular function: G protein-coupled glutamate receptor binding. The record is from RefSeq and is a predicted model, not a curated record. Gene Ontology annotation, cellular component: postsynaptic density; dendrite; cytoplasm. Gene Ontology annotation, biological process: G protein-coupled glutamate receptor signaling pathway; regulation of store-operated calcium entry. The transcript is spliced from 9 exons.